GACAACAUCUUCGAACGCUACCCCGGUUGCGCGCCGGGGCUGCGGCUCUUGCAGCGGGUCAUGCGCGACUAUGGCAGGGGCAAGAAGUCCGUCUACUUGUUGGACCCUGCGACGGGCAAGAGGCUGAUCGACGUUCACCCCGAGAACGUGAGACACCACGAGCAGGCCGUUCAGGAUGCGGCCGAGUCCAUCAAGGAGUUCGGCAACAUACAGAUGGUGAGAGGGCAUGCAAUCGCGAUGCCCAGCGCGGAUCCAGAGAAGAGCCAGGAUCCUCACCCCUGGCUGCUCAUCGCGUACGGCACGCUAUGCCGCGGCAUCUUCAGGGCGCUGCAGUUAUGGCCAGAGAAUGACAACGUGAAGCUGACGCUUGCAACCCCGCUGGAGAUCGAGACAAUUGACUUCUGUACGCCCACCGAUGUCACCGACCACCUCAGGGACUUCCUGAACCAGUUCCAUAAGGGCGUUGGGACUAGCUUCUUGGAGGUGCUCAAGAAGACGCCAGGCGCUGCCGCCAUGUGGCAGAUCGAGAAGGACAGCGCCAACAUGGGCUCCCGCCACAGGAAGAGGGCCGCCGACGAGAAAGACAGCGAGGCGGGCCAGGCCGACAGGGAGAGAGCAGGCCCCUCGGCGGAGAUGCAGUUCCUCAACAAGAAUUUCCCAGGCGUGUAUAGUUCGGACAACGAGUUCCAGCGGGCGUCAAUCCUGACCAAGACUCUCCUGGAACGCUGCUGGGCGGACCCCAUCUAUCAGAUUAUCGGCGACGUCUGCGACUUCAAGGCCGUGACGAACAAAGUCGCCAUUCUCAACCUCUACUCGUUCAUCAGCGCGGUCAACAUGUCGACUGACUUCGUGGACCCCAUGGCCUUGCAGAUUCUCGCCAUCGAGGGCCUUACGUAUCUCUUGCCCUUCAAGAGGGCCCCGGACAAGGACAGGCUCCCAGGCGUGCCACUGUCUGGUCAUUUCGCCGCCUGCGUGCAUGAUAAGACUGACCCAGAGAAGAUUCGGUUGUUUCGAACAGAGAUGGCGAACAGCGUGGUGUACGCCAAGCCGCCGCAAGAGAAGAAAGCAAAGAAAACAGAUGAGAAGAUGCAGGAACCAGAGGAAGUCUUGGCGGCCCACGUGAUGCCCCUGGACAACAAAGGCAAGGGUCGCGGGAAGGUCUUCUGCGAGGAUGCGCUGCUGAUGCUGUGGAGCUUGCUGCCUCGAGGCCACCCCUCGUCUGACACCAGGAAGCAUUUCUUUCCCAAGGCCGCCGCCGGGGCCGCCGCCACCAAGGGCGAGCCCGAGAUUCGCAUGGACAAGGACACGAAGGAUCAGUGCAUGAAGUACUUCGCUAUCAUUGCUGACUCCGUCCAUCUCAUCUGCUGCUUCGUGCUGACUGGGCAGGUGCAGUGCUUUGGGAAGGUUUGGAAGGUGUGGUCGAAGCUGCGCAAGGAGCUCCGCACCCGCACUUGGAAGCGCAUCUGCGCUGCUGGGGACGCGAUGAUCAUGGACGAGCAGGCCGCGACCGAGGACCAGCUUUCCGAAACCAUGGCGUCCCGCUUUAUGAAUGUCGUGGACCCCAGCGCUUGCCGCAUUUCACAUAUCGCCGAGCUGCUGAAGGAUGGCGCGGUCCAGGGCAUGCUUCAGGCUUUUGUGGCAGGACACCUCGGUCGGCCGGUAGUUCGCACCAAGGAAUACAUGAAGUUCAAGAUGUCAGUUUGGGACGCCUUGGAGGAUAGCGGAUGUCGCCCGAGUACCCGUCCGAGUGAUCUGUUGCUUUUCAUCGAGGGGGGCCUGUGCGUCGUUUUCGGCAAGGAUUACAGCGACUUCCUGCAUCACGUCAGCCGCCUCUGCAUCGACUUGGAGUUGGGACCAGGGAGCCUAUGGUGCGUGAGCGCAUUCGAAUGUCUGAAGAACAGUGGCGAUAAUGAUACUUUUAAGGUACUCUUCCCAGACAUCAGGUCUUUCGAGAUCGUCGUGCACGCUCGAGCCGCCUUUACGCUUACUGUGCUGUCCGAGAUCAGCGAGUUAUACCCAGCCCUGGCCAAGGCCCUGAAGCUUCUUUCGAAGGACGUGCUUUCGACGAAUGGCCAGGUGGCGAUGUCCCGCGUGGCGUACCUGGAUGGCCUGCUGGGUUGCUGCUCGAACGGGGGCGACGCGGACGAGUCAGCGUGGCUGGAGCACUGGAAGGAAUUGGUGAAGGCGAUGGACGAGCAAGUCGCUGACACAAAAGACGACCUCGAGGGCCUCGAGAAGGUCGCGAUCAAGGUGGCGACCAGCCGCCUGGAAGAGUUGGGCAUUAAAAACUUGCACAUCCUCCUGAAGGACCUCCCGGGGGGGAGCGGCAGCUGUGGGGCUGCGGCCAGCGCCGCCGACGCUGGCAAACCGCUGGCUGACGAGGAGGCGGCGGCCAGAAGGAAGGAGCAGGAGCAGGAGGCAGCCGCGGCGGCCGCCGCGAAGGUGGCCGCCGAAGCGAAGCACCGGAUGCUCGUGGAGAUCUCGGAGAAGCAGCACUGGUCCGUCAAGGACUUGCACCAGUUCACCUUUUUCGGCGCGGCGGUGGAGAGCGCUGCAGAGCUUUUCGACGGCAGGGACUUCGAGGAUGCCCCGAAGAUCACCGUGCGCACGACCGACUUCGGCCUCCCUAUGCUCCAGAUGGUCUGCAACGUCGUUGAGGGGCGCUACCUGGCAGACCACCAAGCUAGCCAGCGGCUCGGGUGCACCGAGCUGGUCACUGUGGAUGUAUCUGAUAAGAAGGGCGGCGUGAGGUACUGCGGUAAAACGGCGACCCAUGACGACGAUUUCCACAUGAUUCUCUUCGGCAAGGCGACGUGGACAAAGGAGACGAACAGCUUGCUCGCGCUCGCAGUUCAGGUCUGCCAACCGAGAGAGCUGCAGGGGCCGGGGGGCGGGGACAAGGAGCCAGAGCACGGCGCCGUCGUCGCCACGUUCGGGAUCUUCAUGACCGGCACGGGCUUCGACAAGACGACAUCCCCCUGUUGUUCGCCUGCGUGGAUGGUCCCAGGGAAGCCCAAGUCGACAAACGUGGAGCUGGUCAAAGUUCGGUCCGCGGUGAAGCUCGACGAGGACGGGCCCCUGUCCAAGAUGCUGAAUCAGAAGGCCAUCAGCCUCGACGUAUGGCGCGCGGAACUCAAGCAGUCGGUGCGCUUGACAGGGGCCAACACGCGAGCGGAUUCGAUCUUGCUGGUGAAACCGUCGCAGGAGAAGGUAGACAAGGAUGCGCCCACCCUCGCGACGUACCUCGGCUACGAUGGCAUCGUCACGGCCAAGACCGUCGCCGCCGAGACUCUCGCCGCGGACGGCGUCGAGCAGGACGAGGCCGAGACAGUCGGCCAGUCCACCUCCUCCAGCUCUGGCGGCAGGGGGAGAGCCGUUCACCUGUUGAAGUAG
Prorocentrum cordatum is the source of this 3393-nucleotide messenger RNA. NCBI's taxonomy places the organism in Eukaryota, Dinophyceae, Prorocentrales, Prorocentraceae. The record is from the annotation of a GenBank genome assembly.